Messenger RNA from Clupea harengus (Atlantic herring), 5786 nucleotides. RefSeq names its product zinc finger, SWIM-type containing 6 (gene zswim6). The record is from RefSeq and is a predicted model, not a curated record. NCBI's taxonomy places the organism in Eukaryota, Metazoa, Chordata, Actinopteri, Clupeiformes, Clupeidae. Gene Ontology annotation, cellular component: Cul2-RING ubiquitin ligase complex.
UUAGCACAACCCCAGACGACAACACCCGCCCCUUUCUUCAUUUGUCCACACAGAGAAGUUGACAACACUCCAAGUGACCGCCCACUUUACCAAAUAAGGACAAAUUGCCCAAAGACGGCAGACAAUCGAUCUGAGUGGAACCUCUUUCCCUUCCUGAUCCCGUUUAUAUGCUACGGUGACUUCCGCUGGUGCUGCUAAAGCAGUGCGAUCAUGGCGGAGCGCGUUCAGCAGCCCCCAGCUAAACGGCUCUGCUGCCGACCCGGGUAUAACACGACAUGCAGACAAGGCCAACGGGCCGGUGGAACCGUAUGUGGCGGCUCGGGUACUGGCCAAGGGGGAUCCAGCAAGACCCAGAGCCCGGAAUCUCUGUUGGACAUCGCGGCUAGGAAAGUAGCGGAGAAGUGGCCGUUCCAAAGGGUGGAGGAGCGUUUCGAAAGGAUCCCAGAACCUGUUCAAAGAAGGAUCGUCUACUGGUCUUUCCCCAGGAGCGAACGGGAGAUCUGCAUGUACUCCUCAUUCAAUACAGGCGGAGAUGAGACUACGGCCAGCGGUGAGAACAGCGACGAGACACGGCUGCCUUUCCGCCGGGGCAUCGCUCUACUGGAGAGUGGCUGUGUGGACAACGUAUUGCAAGUCGGCUUUCAUCUCAGUGGUACCGUCACAGAGCCGGCGACACCGUCGGAACCGGAGGUGGUGUGCAGCGUAGCCAUUAGCUUCGACCGCUGUAAGAUCACCUCGGUGACAUGCGGCUGCGGCAACAAGGACAUCUUCUACUGCGCCCACGUAGUGGCGCUCUCACUGUACCGCGUACGGCGGCCCGAGCAGGUCAAACUGCACCUGCCCAUCUCGGAGACACUCUUCCAGAUGAACCGGGACCAGCUGCAGAAGUUUGUGCAGUACCUCAUCACUGUGCACCACACCGAGGUGCUGCCCACCGCCCAGAAGCUCGCCGAUGAGAUCCUCUCACAGAACUCCGAGAUCAACCAAGUUCAUGGGGCUCCGGACCCCACAGCCGGAGCCAGCGUGGACGAUGAAAACUGCUGGCACUUGGACGAAGAGCAGGUCCAGGAGCAGGUCAAGCUCUUCCUGUCCCAGGGAGGCUACCACGGCUCGGGCAAGCAGCUCAACCUGCUCUUCUCCAAGGUGCGCGAGAUGCUGAAGAUGCGUGACUCCAAUGGUGCGCGUAUGCUCACCCUCAUCACGGAGCAGUUCAUGGGCGACCCUCGGCUAGCACUCUGGAGGCAGCAGGGCACCAGCAUGACUGACAAGUACCGCCUGCUCUGGGACGAGCUCGGUGCGUUGUGGAUGUGCAUUGUGCUGAACCCCCACUGUAAGGCGGAGCAGAAGGCCGGCUGGCUCCGGCAGCUCAAGAAGUGGAACAGCGUGGACGUGUGCCCCUGGGAGGACGGUAACCACGGCAACGAGCUGCCCAAUUUAACCAACGCCUUGCCUCAGGGCGCCCACGGGAACCAAGAUCCAGGCCGGCCCCACCGGACGGUGUUCACACGGGCGAUCGAGGCGUGUGACCUCCACUGGCAGGACAGUCACCUGCAGCACAUCAUCAGCGAGGACCUCUACACCAACUACUGUUACCAUGACAACACUGACAGCUCGCUCUUCGACUGCCGUGGCUGGCCCCUGUGGCACGAGCACGUCCCCACAGCAUGUGCACGAGUGGAUGCUCUUCGGUCCCACGGCUACCCCAGAGAGGCACUGCGAUUAGCCAUCGCCAUCGUCAACACGUUACGAAGACAACAGCAGAAACAGCUGGAGCUCUUUCGAAAUCACAAAAAAGACCUGCUCCAUAAAGGGUUCACGUCCAUCACCAACCCUGAGGGGUGGGUGGGGCACCCCCUAGACCCCAUCGGAACUCUCUUUAGCACCCUCGUGGACACCGGCCGAGAAGAUGAAGGGGAGGUCUCAGGCUCCACGGGUUCCACAAAGUGUUCGGAGACGUCGCACCUGCUCGCGUCAUCGUCGCAGCUGUUCCUGGAGGAGGGCGAGUCGUUUGUGGCGCUGGCGGUGGAGACGGCGCUGGUGGGCCUGGGUCAACAGAGGAGCAUGCCCGACGGCCUCUACUCCCAGGAGAAGGUCUGCCGCAAUGAGGAGCACCUUAUCGCCAAGCUGCAGGAGGUGGACCUGGACGAUGCACUUGUCAAUAUAUUCCGCAAGCAAGCAGUCUUCCUAUUAGAAGGGGGACCGUACAGUGGUCUAGGGGAACUGGUCUACAGAGAGAGUGUUCCAAUGCACACUUUUGCCAAGUAUCUCUUCACCUCUCUCCUACCUCACGACGCUGAACUGGCAUAUAAAAUUGCACUGCGAGCAAUGCGGUUACCAGUAUUGGAAUCCACAGCUCCCUCCGGCGACCUGUCCCGGCCUCACCACAUAGUAUCGGUGGUGCCAAACCGCUACCCCCGCUGGUUCACGCUCAGCCACAUCGAGUCGCAACAGUGCGAGCUGGCCUCCACCAUGCUCACCGCAGCCAAAGGUGACGGCCGGCGGUUAGAAACAGUAUUAGAGUCCAUACAGAAAAACAUCCACACCUCGUCGCAUAUCUUCAAACUGGCGCAGGAUGCCUUCAAGAUCGCCACUCUCAUGGACAGCCUGCCUGAUAUCACCUUACUCAAAGUAUCCCUGGAGCUAGGACUUCAGGUAAUGAGAAUGACACUUUCAACGUUAAAUUGGAGAAGGCGGGAAAUGGUACGGUGGCUGGUGACCUGUGCCACAGAAGUUGGGGUCUAUGCACUGGACAGCAUCAUGCAGAGCUGGUUCACCCUCUUCACACCAACGGAGGCCACGAGCAUCGUGGCGACCACCGUCAUGUCCAACAGCACCAUCGUGCGCCUGCACCUGGACUGCCACCAGCAGGAGAAACUGGCAGGCAGCGCGCGGACGCUGGCGCUGCAGUGCGCCAUGAAGGACCCGCAGAACUGCGCUCUCUCCGCCCUCACGCUCUGCGAGAAGGACCACAUCGCCUUCGAGACGGCCUACCAGAUCGUGCUCGACGCCGCCACCACCGGCAUGAGCUACACGCAGCUCUUCACCAUCGCCCGCUACAUGGAGCACCGCGGCUACCCCAUGCGCGCUUACAAGCUGGCCACGUUGGCCAUGGCUCACCUCAACCUGAGCUACAACCAGGACACGCACCCGGCCAUCAACGACGUGCUGUGGGCCUGCGCGCUCAGCCACUCGUUGGGUAAGAACGAGCUGGCCGCCAUCAUCCCGCUGGUGGUCAAGAGCGUCAAGUGCGCCACGGUGCUCUCGGACAUCCUACGCCGGUGCACGCUCACCACGCCGGGAAUGGUGGCGCUGCACAGCCGGCGGAACUCGGGCAAGCUGAUGUCGCUGGACAAGGCGCCGCUGCGCCAGCUGCUGGACGCCACCAUCGGCGCCUACAUCAACACCACGCACUCACGGCUCACACACAUCAGCCCGCGCCACUACAGCGAGUUCAUCGAGUUCCUCAGCAAGGCGCGCGAGACUUUCCUAAUGGCACACGACGGACACAUCCAGUUCACGCAGUUCAUAGACAACCUGAAACAGAUCUACAAAGGCAAAAAGAAACUGAUGAUGCUGGUUCGAGAGCGGUUUGGUUAAAUGCCCCACAUAGGGAGGAGGGGUGGGAGCAAAAACAAGAAAAAAAAACACAUACCCUUCCUCUCUGCUUUUACUUGAGUUUGCCUUUGUAUCGUUUCUAACUUAAAAGUGACAACUUGUAAAACAAACAAACAAACAAACAAACAAACAAACAAACAGAGAACCAAUGGAAGAAGCGGGACUUGAGGGAUGCAGCCGGAACCACAGCGGUAUUAUUAUGUGUAUAGACCUGUUAGUUUGCAAAGAAAAAAAAAAGACAAAAAAAACAAACAAACAAACAGAAAGUGUCAUGUCGUGGACGUUUGUGUGUUUCCCUUCAUUUUGUAUGAAAGAGCGUGAGUGCGAAAGAGUAAAAAAAGAAACGAAAAAAGAUGUUUUGGUUUACACUGAGUAUAUGUUGUCCAGUGGCAAAAGCCCACAUAGCACUUCUGUUAUCUCUGUUCACAAUCCCAGCCUCAAAGAGAAGAGAUAUGGCUUUAAACCAAACACGACACCUCCAUCCUAAGUGACAAGUACCUCGUACGGAUCCAGCUUUACUCCUUCCUAACCUUCUCACACAUUUCCAGUAAAGUGAAUAAGCGUGCAGAAAACAGAGGGGGAAAAAAAGCAAUUUUCCUAGCUGUUGUUCUUUUUUUUCUUCCCCAGGAAGCCGUGAAAUGUCCAACUUCAAGCUACCCUUGCUUUGCAGUGCUGUUUGGUCAGAAGCAUAUAGACAAACAACACCUGUUAUUACACACAUACUGCACGCACACACACACACACACACACACACACACACACACACACACACACACACACACACACACACGCAAAAGAAGUCCAACAUCCCCAUUGUGCUUGCGCUUGUGGAAACUUAGCAACUGUCAACAUACAUUCUCAGGGAUUUCUCUAAAAACAGAAAAUGACAAAAAAAAGAGAGAAUGAAAGCAUUUUAUUGUACUGUAUAUAUGAUAGUAUAUGUCUGAAUAUUGAGAAAAUGUAUAUGUUAACUAAUUUAUAAAAGAAUAUUCUAUGUAAUGCAAAAUACUUGAAGCUGCAGUACCAUGGUUUUAAACAAACAAAAAAGCAACAUAUCAGAAGGACUUAACGGUGGCCAUGCCUGAGGUCACGUGUGAGAACGGUGGACUUAUAUGCUGGGUUUCUAUGCAGAGCCACUUGAAGCACUGCAUGUUCAGGCUGGUCUAUCUAAACCAUGACUGGGGGGGAUGUUUUGUAUGUACAUACAAAAUGUUUGUAUCCGGUGUGGACUCUGAAGACUUCUUUUGUACAGGGCGUCAGAGAUAAAGGAGAGAGAGGGAGAGGAAGAGGGGGAGAGAGACAGAAAGACACGGAUGAACCAGAGCAGCAAGCCUUAGCAUUAAGUAGGUAAUGCAAGCAUCACAGGCCUGUGUGCCUCAAAAGCCUAGAAAUGUAGAGAUCCAACAGAAAUGGACUUUAUAAUUAUCAACGUCGACCACGCGGACAUCCAGAGUAACAAUUGGCCUGAAACACAUCCAUAACUCUCUCCACAAUGAUCAAGUCACAAAGAAGAAAAUACAAACUCCAUUUUAUGCACAAAUAACAUGUCCAUGCCUUCUCUGCUGGCAUCUUGACUUUGUGCAGGACAGAAAGUUGCUGUAUAUGUCUGACUGUUCCAAUUUUUUAAAUGCUUUUUUUGUUUUUCCCUUUUCUUUUUCUUUCUCUUUUUUUUGUUCCUUUUUGAUUUCGUUCCUCUAGAAUUCCUCAAACAAGAACAGCCUUCUUUCUCGCCUUGUCUUAACGCUUUAAAAUAACCAAACUGGAGUUCUAACUACCAAACUUGUUCAUUAAAAUGAAAAGCCAACCAACUUUGGUUACAACUUUAGUGUCUUUAAUUUUAGCUGAAUGGUUCUGUACUUUGUGCUUUAAAAAGCAUUUUUUUUUUUCUUUUUGGUGCAAAAACGUUGUAUAGUGUCUCUUGUUCUCUUAGAGGUAUGUUUGUAGCUCUUUAUUUUGUUUGUUUUCUUUAGAAACAGAAAUCUCAUGUUCUCCAUUUUAUUUAUUAUGAAAGGUAAACGAUUGUAUUUCAUCACCCUUGGCAACAUGCUCAUGAAGUUGAAAUUAAGAUUUGAUACACCAAUAUCAAUUUAUUUAUGUAACUAAAUCACUGUUUUAUAAACUUGUUAAUGAUUCAACAUUUUUGUUUUAAUUAAAUUAGUUUUUUGAGAGGA